AUGGCCGUCUUGAAGUGGGAUUUGGAGGCUCUGCUCUCCAAUCUCAGCUCCCUCCUGCGCACUGGCAACACCUACACCCUGCUGAUCACCGCCAUUCGAUUGUUUUAUCUGCUCAGCAGCACGGCCAUCAUCACAGUGUGCUGGAUCCGCCCUCUACGUGACCGCUUUCUUUCUUACGGCGCUCGAAGUCAGACAAAACCAGCCUCCCCAUCACCGACACCGCAGCACGACCCGCAGCCGUCACUCAUCACCACCCUUCUCGAUCGCUUGGCCACACUGACUGUUCCCCAUAACUGGUUCACACACUUCUACGUCGUCUCUACCGUCCUAGCGGGUUUUCGAUAUAUGCUCAAGCCCUACCUGACCCGUCAAGGUAUAGUGUGCUCCAAUUUCAUCUUCUUCCACAGUCUUCGCAGAUUGUCCGAGUGUUUGGUGUUGUUCAAGACCACCAGUUCGCGCAUGUGGGUCGGCCAUUACGCCAUAGGGCUGGCCUUUUACAUUGUGACCAACGUCGCCAUUUUCCUUGAGGGUAUCGACUGGAACAAGAUUCCGGCAAGCUCUGUCUCCAGAGCCUUGCCCGGGAUCGACAUUGGUCCAAGUCGAGCUACCGAGCCUCUUCUUUCCCUGAUUCUAGCCCUGGCCAUGCUGCUACAAUUUUCACAGCACCAGUAUCUCGCGAGCCUGAAGAAAUACACGCUUCCAAGUCAAGGCACAUUUGCCCACGUGGUCGCCCCACACUACACUGCCGAAUGUUUCAUGUACCUCUCCGUGGCCAUUUUGGCCAAAGGAUCCCACUCUCUCGUAAACUGGACCAUGCUUUGUGCAACCAUCUUUGUGCUGGUCAACCUCGGCGUCACAGCCCAGGGCACCUACCAUUGGCUGUUGCUCAAAUUCCCCGACCAACGACACAUGAUCACCCGACGCUGGAAGAUGAUUCCACCUCUGUGGUGAUUCGCGAUGAUGCGCGCAGCCAGCCCUCAGUCCAC
Exophiala mesophila is the source of this 986-nucleotide messenger RNA. RefSeq lists its product as uncharacterized. Lineage: Eukaryota; Fungi; Ascomycota; Eurotiomycetes; Chaetothyriales; Herpotrichiellaceae. Gene Ontology annotation, molecular function: 3-oxo-5-alpha-steroid 4-dehydrogenase activity. Gene Ontology annotation, cellular component: endoplasmic reticulum. The record is from RefSeq and is a predicted model, not a curated record. The coding region runs from base 1 to 951 and encodes 316 amino acids. Gene Ontology annotation, biological process: polyprenol catabolic process; dolichol-linked oligosaccharide biosynthetic process. The transcript has a single exon.